CAUUCAUUUGCAUCCGUGACGUCGCUCGGCGAGUGAUUUGCAUACGAUUUGCAUGCGGCGCGGCGGCGCGGAGCAAUGUCGGCAGCGCCCCGGGACGGCGGCGCCCCCCGGGGCAGGGCCGGGGCUCUGCGAGGCGGGGAGAAGCAGUGCUCAUGGGCUUCCUACAUGACCAACUCCCCGACGCUGAUCGUGAUGAUCGGGCUGCCCGCACGUGGCAAAACUUACGUGUCCAAGAAGCUCACCCGCUACCUUAACUGGAUCGGGGUGCCCACCAAAGUGUUUAAUUUAGGGGUCUAUCGCCGGGAAGCGGUCAAGUCUUACAAGUCCUAUGACUUCUUCAGGCAUGAUAACAAAGAAGCCAUGGAGAUCCGCAAACGGUGUGCCUUAGUGGCUCUGGACGACGUGAAGGCUUAUCUCUUGGAGGAGUGUGGGCAAAUAGCUGUGUUUGAUGCCACCAACACAACUCGAGAAAGGCGGGACAUGAUCUUAAAUUUUGCUAAGGAAAAUGCUUUCAAGGUUUUUUUUGUGGAGUCCGUCUGUGACGAUCCGGAAGUCAUUGCUGCCAAUAUCCUGGAGGUGAAAGUUUCCAGCCCUGAUUACCCAGAGAGAGACAGGGAGAACGUGAUGGAUGAUUUCCUGAAGAGGAUUGAGUGCUACAAGGUCACUUACCAGCCUCUUGAUCCUGACGCAUAUGACAAAGAUCUUUCCUUCAUUAAAGUGAUCAAUGUGGGACAGCGGUUCCUAGUAAACAGAGUCCAAGAUUACAUCCAGAGUAAAAUCGUCUAUUACCUAAUGAACAUUCAUGUCCAGCCGCGUACCAUCUACCUUUGCCGACAUGGUGAGAGUGAAUAUAAUCUUGUUGGCAAGAUUGGUGGGGAUUCUGGUCUGUCGCCACGUGGGAAGCAGUUUGCUCAGGCACUGAAGAAGUUCAUUGAGGAGCAGGAAAUCAUUGACCUGAAGGUGUGGACGAGCCAGCUGAAAAGAACAAUCCAGACUGCCGAGUCCCUGGGGGUCACAUACGAGCAGUGGAAGAUUCUCAAUGAGAUCGAUGCUGGGGUGUGUGAAGAAAUGACCUAUGCCGAGAUCGAAGCCAAGUAUCCAGAGGAGUUUGCCAUGAGGGAUCAAGAGAAAUACCUUUAUCGCUAUCCUGGAGGAGAGUCUUACCAGGACUUGGUCCAGCGCCUGGAGCCGGUAAUUAUGGAGCUCGAACGGCAAGGCAAUGUCCUCGUUAUCUCCCACCAGGCGGUUAUGAGGUGCCUGUUGGCUUAUUUUCUUGACAAGAGUGCAGAUGAGCUGCCCUACCUGCGCUGCCCCCUCCACACCAUCCUCAAGCUCACGCCUGUGGCAUACGGCUGUAAGGUGGAGACGAUCACCCUGAACGUGGAAGCAGUGAACACCCACCGUGACAAACCCUCUCUGAACUCAAGCAAGCUUCCUGCCAGCCAAACCCCUGUAAGGAUGAGAAGAAACAGCUUUACGCCGCGGGCCAGCGCGGACACAGUAAAGCGCCCACGACAUUACAGCGUUGGGAGCAAACCUCUUGACCUGCUGGGGCCUUUCCCAUCCCUGGAAGCUCGAGAUGGGGCCAACCGGCCACAGCUGCAAGUUGGUGUCCAGGUGAUACCUUCCCUAUGUCUCUCUUCCCAGCGUCACUCGCGGUUGUCACUGAUCCUCUCUGAAAUACAGACCCUUUCCAGGGGUGUCUGUGGUUUUGUUGGUGCCCAUUUCCCUGUAGAUCCAAUAUCAGGAGCUUCUUGAACAGAGCUUGGGCUCCGAGUGCCCACAGUUCGGGGUUUGGUGCUUGGCAUUUCUCUUAGCUUAGAAGCGUGUAGAUCCUCAUCAGCAUUGGAUACGAAGCCCUGUUUGUUUCUUUGCUCAUUUUAAAUUGUUUCUCUGUUAUGUGAGGUGUUUUUCUGUGCUUUGGAGCCUGCAGGGCCGCACGUUGCUGCCUGCCAAAUGAGGCAGAGAGGAGGUGCAUGGUGGACUUUGAGGAGGUCUUGGCUGUGCUCCUUGUGUAGAGACACCCAUUGUUACCAAAUAGUCUUGGAUUCUUUAGAGGUUAAUGUUUUCCAAGCUGUUCAGUGAUCCCGGCUUCUUGUUGCCCUCCUCCCUGUUAGCAGUCAGUGGCCAGAGUGAAAGAAUGGGCAGUGCAGCACAGGUGAACGCUGCUGAUGGUUUUCUACUUGGUGAAGAGCCCAAGGCUUAGACAUGCCUAAAGUGGGGGGCUCUGGUGGGAACUGAGCCUGACAGGGCUUUGCGUUGCGGUGGGUUUGGCCCACAGCAGCUCUGGGUGAAGCCUCAGCUGGACAGGACCCUGACUGCCCAAGGCCUUUAAUUUAUAGGGGUCUCCAGUUGGGGCAGCUCAAGGAUGGGAAUCCCCUCUUUAGCUGCUCCAUGGUUCCAGUUGUACCCUUCCGAAUUGUAACAUUGAAGCCCUGGCAGCUCUGGGCUGAAGGAGUGUUUCGAAGCCCUGGGGCUGGGGCUGGGUGCGCAGUAGGUAAUCAUGCUGUCUUGAGGUCUUUUGCCUGGAUGGAGCCCUUGAGAUGGGCAGGAGUGGAGGAGGUGGCCAUGUACCACAGCACGCGGUGUCCAUACCUUGUAUCACCUCCAGCUGUGAUACAAGCCUGCCCGGAGCUCCCUCACCUGAAAUCUUUGGGGUUGCUUCACUUCUUUCCUCCUUUGCUUUGCUGCUUUUACUGUUACUUUUUAAAUCUCCUUUCAAAUGCACUCUGAGCUCUCCUCUGCUGUUUCUUUUUCCUUUGCAGCCUCAAGGGGGAAGUGCUUGCCUGUGAGUACCACUGAAAGCAGCUUGUGUGUGCUCUCUUUUGGUUUAGUAAGUAGGACUUCUCUUGAUUAAUGCUGCAUGGAAACUACUUUGGGGAAGGACAAAGGCAUAGAGCAGAAAAGUCUUUUGCUGCAUAACAACCUGUCAUUAAGAGGGACCUCGGCACAGGAGGAAUACGUUACCAGGUUGAGCCCAUUGAUCCGGGGGCUCCAGCUGGACUUACUGGUGCAUCGUGCUCGCGCUGGUUGCCUGCCAAAGUGCUUUAAACCCUGAGCUUGCUCUGGACCAGGACGUGGAAGUGCUCUGUGCGAGCACUGCUGGGCUGAGCCACGUAGCUGGUACCGAGUGGGUCUCCCUUAUGUCCCCUCUCUGCCUGGGACAGGGUGUGGUGAUGAUAUUUAUCACUGGGAUUUUGAAGGAGUCAUAGGAUCACAGCCUGGAUGGGAGUGGAGCUGCUCAGCCCCGGCUCCCCGUGACCGGUGGGAGCUGGGUGGGUUUAGCACAUCCCUGGCAAGCAGCUGGGUGGAUCAGCCUUUUUGUGUGCGUGGCAGUUGUCACAGAGUCCUCACAUCCCCUUGGAGUCACCUCUGACUGGGGGUGAAGAGAGCAGGACUGUCUCUCUCCCAACCUCAGGGGAGAGCAUGUCCUUGUCUCUCCCUCCUCUCCAGGGAGCCAGCAGCCGGCAUCACCCACGAGACCUUGGCUUCCCUCUCUGCCUCCGAGUAAGGGGUUUGGAUGAGACCUUGGCUGUCACCCUGCGCAGAAAGGCCACAGAUGCCCUCGCUUCGCCGUGCUGCUGCCAUCCCUGUGGCCCGGCUCUGUCCCCUGCUCUGCUGGUGGCUCUGGCAGACCCUGCUGCGACCCCUCGCUUGGCUUACCAGGUGUUUUUCCUCCUGCAGUACAUGCAACGCUGAUGUUUUUUGUCUCAUACUAGUUUUUCACGGUGUAGGUGCUCUUCUGGGGGCCUGGCUGUGCACAGCAGGUCCUUGCCUGGGGCUGUGGGGCAGCUCGGCAGUGCCCAUGCAGCAUCCUCCAAACGCUGCCGUGCUUGUCCGCGUGUGCUGGGGUGACCCCCAGCUCCUGGCUGCUCCCACCGCCUUUUGGCCGCCCUCUCGGUCGGUGGGAGCAGCAGGCUGUGCUGUGGAGCACCUACGGUGGGCUCAGAGGUGGCAGAAGCUGUGUCCUCAGAGGCUUCAAGUCUCUGCGUGCGUUGCUGACACGCUCUGCCUCUCAGCCAAGCUCUGUACCCUCUUUGCCUCAGCCCUGAGGCUCCGGGCAAAUCUUCUUGCUCCUGGUGCUCUGGCAUCAAAGGGAGAGCUGAGUUUGGCACAAAGAUUGAAAUGGUAGCUGAUUAAGUUUCUGUAUGUCAGGCAUUAAGAUAGGAUUCGGGUUUUGAUGAAGAACUGGCUCCUGUUUGCUGCAGCAGAGUGGUCCCCGCAGCGAUGGGGCACGACUCUUACUGCCCAAGGAUGCAGCUCGUCUCUUCCAGGCGAGGAAGGCACAGCUCCUACCUCUGCCUGGGUAGAAACUCCUGCUUGAAUGUAUUCGGCUGUUUGAAUGUGCAAGUUUUUACUGUAAUUGCACUUUAUCCUUGAAGCAAAGCUCUUCCAACAAUGUUCUCAGUGUGGCUGCUCUGUCUUUCUCCAUCACCAGUAUUUACAGACGUGUCGUAGGACAAAAAGGUAUGGGAUUGAUCCUAAAGUUACACGCCUCUGUCUCCUACUCUCUGGUUUGCGAUAGCGUUUUUGAUAAUGCUGCAGAGUUUUCUUCCUGACUGUCCUUCUAAAGCCGCAGAAGCGCACAAAGCGUUGAGCUCAGAUGUUGCUGUAGAGCAUCUCCUGCGUCGGGAUGGUGGACUUGGGAAUGGUCCAGCCAGUAGCAAUGCAAAAAGGCACCUUCUUCCUAGAGUUCCCCGUCUCCCUGGGUUCCCGAGGCCUUAAUGUUGAAGAUGAAGGGGAAAAGGAGAAAGAACCUGAGCUGGAGGAGCAUAUGAUAAAUCUACUAAAUCAUUGUUCCUAUACUGGGUGAUAUGAAUUUAGAAUCAAAUCAAAGGGAAAUUAUCCGUAGGCUCAAAAUCGAAGCCUUGCACCUUUGGAUUUGCCUUUACCCUGAGCCAAAAGGAGCUGUAGGUUUAGAAAUGGACUGUGUACGCCAGCUUUGCAAAAUGACCUUUUUAACGCUGUGCUUCAAGUGUUUCUUUCCCCUGUGUUCAAACAAAUAACUCGGACUUCCUAGGAGGGUUUCCAGAGACAUGAAGGUGACUCGUUCCAGCACAAACCUUCUUCCUUUGUAAUGCUGAUGUUUUGCCUGAGAAAGUAGCACGUGAGCAGCUAUUAUGGGUUACCUCUGUCUGAUGGUGGCGACUUUUUUAAGUGUCAAUGUCGGGAAAGCUGUUUAGAGAUUUAUUUAUUUUUUAAAUUGCAAAUAGAAAAUACGUAGGGUCUGGAUUUCCUGGCUGUUGGCUUUUAAGUGUUGGUGCCGCUGUUAAUCGUUAGCAAAUUGGCUCCAUGGCAGUGCCAUUUAUUUUUAUUGCAAAACAGCGCUGGUUCGGUAACAAAGCAAACUGCACGUUAUCAAUUCACGCAUCGUGUUGUACACUCAAAGCACUGUGAGUGCUGAGCUCGGUGUGAGUUGGAGCCCCUCCGUGCGUUUUCUGUGCUCUUGAGCCACUGCAUGACCAGCAGCUGCGGGAAAUCCUGGCUGUCGGGUUGGAACUCGUGCUUGUGCAUUUGUAAAUCUAUAUUUCACUUGUACUGACCUGAGUGUGUUCCUGUCCUCUGUCUGACCCUCGGUGAGGCACUGGAAGGUGUUUUAUCAAAGCUAUAAGUAUUUAUUUUGGUUAAUAGGCCAAAUGAUUACUGUGAUGGCUUUUGUUUGUGCUGGAAGUGUAUUUUCCUAUGGAGAAGAUAAAUAAAAGUGAGUAACCCUGAGUAACCAGCCUGCUUCGUUAUUGCCUGUGAAACAUCCCAGUAAACCUGAGGUCAGGCUGGGACUGGGAAACCCUUCGUGUGGAGUUCUGCCAGAGGUUAAAGGACCGUGCAAAAUGUGAAGCAGCUCAUUAUUUAUUCAGGGAGGAGUAAAUAAGUAAAUCCUCAGGUGGUUACUGUGACAUAGACCACCUACGUGGAGCUGGUUGGAUCCUCCUGCGAAGCAGCUGUCUGUUCCCCAGCCCUGCUUUAGCAUCCUGCCUUACUCUUAUUAUAACCUGUACCAUUUAUC
This is a messenger RNA of Cuculus canorus (common cuckoo), 6004 nucleotides long. RefSeq names its product 6-phosphofructo-2-kinase/fructose-2,6-biphosphatase 2 (gene PFKFB2). The transcript has 14 exons. Gene Ontology annotation, biological process: fructose 2,6-bisphosphate metabolic process; fructose metabolic process. Lineage: Eukaryota; Metazoa; Chordata; Aves; Cuculiformes; Cuculidae. Gene Ontology annotation, molecular function: ATP binding; fructose-2,6-bisphosphate 2-phosphatase activity; 6-phosphofructo-2-kinase activity. Gene Ontology annotation, cellular component: cytosol. Bases 76 to 1758 code for a protein of 560 amino acids. The record is from RefSeq and is a predicted model, not a curated record.